AUGUUCACUACCGGGACUUACAUCGGUAGCAGAGCAGCAGAUGCCUGUUUCCUCACACUGGAUCCAAACACAGCACACACUCAACUCAUCCUGUCUAAUGGAAACAAAACAGCAUGUGUGACAGAUCUUCAGCUGUAUCCUGAUCAUCCAGACAGGUUUGAGUUCUGUGAGCAGGUUCUGUGUAAAGAGACUCUGACUGGACGCUGUUACUGGGAGGCUGAAUGGAGCGGUUUGGUUCAUGUAGCAGUGGCUUAUAAGAGCAUUGAGAGAAAAGGUGGGAGUGACUGCAGGUUUGGACUCAAUGAUAAAUCCUGGAAUAUUUACUGUGGUGAUUCAAAUUACUCUGUCUGGCACAAUAGUAAGAGCACAAACAUUCCUUGCUCUUUACCCUCUAAUAGAGUAGGAGUGUAUGUGGACGUGUCGUCCGGCUCUCUGUCCUUCUACAGUGUCUCUGACACACACACACUCAUACACACAUUCAACACCACAUUCACUGAAGAUCUCUAUGCUGGAUUUUUGGUUUAUCCUGACUCCUCUGUGUCAGAGUUAACGUCCUCCUGUGAGGAACCACACACACACAUCAAUGUAAAGACAAAACAUAAGUAUUUGUGGCUGAAUAUAAUGAACUGUAACUAG
Danio aesculapii is the source of this 636-nucleotide messenger RNA. Its product is annotated as stonustoxin subunit beta-like. The transcript has 2 exons. Gene Ontology annotation, molecular function: protein binding. The record is from RefSeq and is a predicted model, not a curated record. NCBI's taxonomy places the organism in Eukaryota, Metazoa, Chordata, Actinopteri, Cypriniformes, Danionidae. Bases 1 to 636 code for a protein of 211 amino acids.